Molecule: messenger RNA, 894 nt
Organism: Acomys russatus (golden spiny mouse)
Lineage: Eukaryota; Metazoa; Chordata; Mammalia; Rodentia; Muridae
Product: keratin-associated protein 4-2-like
Exons: 1
Coding region: 1-603 (200 amino acids)
Cellular component (GO): keratin filament
Source: RefSeq, a predicted model, not a curated record
AUGGUCAAUUCCUGUUGUGGCUCUGUCUGCUCUGAGGAGGGCUAUGGCCAAGGCUGCUGCCAGCCCAGCUGCUGCCAGCCCUCCUGCUGCAGGACCACCUGCUGCUGCCCCAGCUGCUGUGUGUCCAGCUGCUGCAGGCCCCAGUGCUGCCAGUCUGUGUGCUGCCAGCCCACCUGCUGUCGCCCAAGCUGCUGCCGCCCCUCCUGUUGCAUUUCUAGCUGCUGCAGGCCUUCUUGCUGCCGCCCCAGCUGCUGUGUGUCCAGCUGCUGCAGACCCAGCUGCUGCCAGUCUGUGUGCUGCCAGCCCACCUGCUGUCGCCCAAGCUGCUGCAGGCCCAGCUGCUGUGUGUCCAGUUGCUGCCGCCCCUGCUGUAGCAGUUCCAGCUGUUGUGGAACCAGCUGCUGCAGACCCAGCUGCUGCAUUUCUAGCUGCUGCCGCCCCAGCUGUUGCCAGACCAGCUGCUGCCGCCCCAGCUGCUGUGUGUCCAGCUGCUGCAGGCCCCAGUGUUGCAUCUCCAGCUGCUGCUGCCCCACCUGCUGCCAGACCACCUGCUGCAGAACCACCUGCUGCCGCCCAGCAUGCUCUAGUGGUUCUUGCUGCUGAGCACUGUCACCCACAGUCUCCUGUCCUUCAUCACACAGGAGUCCUGAUAUAGACCAUCCGUGUUCUGAAUCCCAAGAGACCCAUUAUAAAACCUCUAACACAACUGAGAUUGAUUGGGACAACAAAUAUAUUGCCCAACUCCCAUCGGCUUGGAGUUUGUCUAACAUGAACACACAUUUGAGCUUUCUUUGAGCUCUGUAAACUUUUGCAGUAAUUUGUUCUGUGCCAUACUUAAAAAAGAAAACAAGUUUCCUACAUCCUAAAUAAAUCGAAAGUUUGAAGGUACAUAAA